GCCGCCAAUCAAAAUCUGCAAGAAGUGCAGUAAGCUUCGAUGGAAGAGACCAGCUGGCUCUGCAGGUGCUGACUUGCCCAGAAGAUCCCAUGGAAUUCCACAGCGAUGGACUCCAGGAGACUCCUCAGCAUCAUCCAACCACAAGAUACCAGUGGUGUGGCUCCUUCCAGCAGACAAGAGCAAGACGCAGGAUGGAAUGGGGAAAACAGCUCCCACCAGGCAACCAAAGAUGGUGUCCAUUGCUACGAGUACAACAGAGCUUUUGCAAGCUGGGGAGAAAGGAACUGGGAAUCCUGACGGUUCUCCCCCAAAGUCACCAAAGGCCUCCAGAGCUAGGACACCAUCCCCUUCAAGGAGCAAAGUUCUCAAAGAGAUGUUAAUGCACCUGAAGCAAAUCUUCAGCAAGCUUCAAAACAAAGUGAAGUCCCGAAUGUCCAAGGACUCUUGUUCCAGAACACCCGACACUAAAUUUAGAAAGCCACCCUUUUGGAAGGCAAUGGCCUCCAAGGGUGUCCACUAGUACUAUUGGGGUAUCACAUUUAAACCCAGAUUCCAAGAUGAAGGGGGGUCUGGGGGCUUGGAUGAGAUUGAGGGUGUGGCUAGCUCACUGGAUUUGUUAUUUUACCUCAUGCGGUUCAAGAAUCAAUCCUUCCUUCAAGAAGAGCUGAUACUAAAUUUACAAAGCUACCCUUUUGGAAGGCAAGGGUCUCUAAGAGUGUCCAGUAGUACUAUUGGGGCCCUACCAUCAAUCAAACCCAAACCAGCCCCAUGACCCCCAAACUCCGCCCAUCGACCCCUUAAGCCCCGCCCACCUAUCACCAGAAGUCCCACCCAUGGGGGUAUUACUUCCGGGGUCAAGGUGGACACAUGGCCGGAAGCAAAGUGUGUCAUGUGACCCCUCUAAGAACUCCUCCCGCUGCUCUCUACCAAUCAGGAGGGGUUUCAUCCCCAUUGGCCUGCCCCAAGAGGUGAUUUGACCAAUCAGGAGUGUUCCAGGGUGGGGUGACCCAUCCGGAUGUGGCUCGUGUGACCCCUCUAAGAACUCCUCCCAAUGCUCUCUACCAAUCGCAAAGGGUUUCUGCCGCAUAGGACCACCCCCAGAGCAGAUUUGACCAAUCGGUGGUGUUCCGGGGUGGAGUGACCCGCCCAGAUGAGGGUCGUGUCACCCUUCUAAGAACUUCUCCCAGCGCCCUCUGCCAAUCAGAGUGCAACACUAUCACCCCAUAAGUCCCAGCUCCGGGGCAGAAGAGGCCAUCUUUUACUAAGGAUGCGUACUUUAGCAAUCAUGGAAACAUGGGCUCCUUCACCAUCCCUGUGAGCACUUUGGAUUUUGUUUUAGCCCUGAGGGCCUUUGGGCUUUUGUGGAGAAAGGGCUAGAUCAGCGACAGUUCCCACGAGGGCUCUUUGACUCAGCCGUCGAUGGAUACGCCAGAACCCGAAACCCAAAUUCUCGUGAGGCACCCCAAUGAGCAUGAAGGCCUCUCAUUUUUCACCCCCCCAGAGGUAGAAGGUGAACACAGCUCGGGGGAGUCAUCGGAGAACGAGGUGAAUGGAAAAGACAUUGCUCAGCUUGAUGAUGCCUUUCUAGAGGAGCCAGAGGCCCUGGACAGCGUUACAUCAAGCAGCGAAGAUGAACCGGGCUCUCCUUGUUUUUGCUCAAUGCCGAUACAAAUUGUUGAAGAGGACUCCGAGGAUGACAGCUAUGAGGAGUUUAGGAGGCUUGGCAUGGAACUAACUGAGCCAGUGCCACGUUGUGAGCAUAAAAAAGUCAUGCGGACUAUUGUACGUGUUGCUGUUUAUGCUGUCCUUAAUCACGGCCUUAGGGAAAAGCUUUCUGAAGAUUGUGAGGGCCGUGUCAUAGAUGUGCCAGCCCAACGGCGCCAUGACUGUGUGACUUGGACUUCAGUAGAUCUAAACCGCAAGCUCCGGGGCCUGUGCGCUGAACUGUAUUUGGAAAGCUUAUUAAACACUGUUCUUGCCAUAGGUUAUGCUAUGCAAUGUCUGUGCCUAACCCAAGAACAUUUAGCAUAAGGGGUGACCUUGAUAAAUGCUGUGCAAUUUAGUGCAGACUCUGACCGUGUUUUAAAGAAAAUGACCAAACCGGAAAAUGUCUGCGUCACAUUAUGGACUUGAACUGGGACCGUAUAGAACAUGGUUGCAACCAAGGUCCUGUAGUGGCACCAAAUCUUAUGUAAAGGGGGUCAUAUAAGGGGUCUAAGACCAGGUUAUGGGUUGCUGGUUAUGAUUAUGCUGUC
This is a messenger RNA of Mauremys reevesii (Reeves's turtle), 2255 nucleotides long. RefSeq lists its product as uncharacterized. The record is from RefSeq and is a predicted model, not a curated record. Bases 1420 to 2031 code for a protein of 203 amino acids. The transcript is spliced from 2 exons. NCBI's taxonomy places the organism in Eukaryota, Metazoa, Chordata, Testudines, Geoemydidae.